Paramuricea clavata is the source of this 5048-nucleotide messenger RNA. NCBI's taxonomy places the organism in Eukaryota, Metazoa, Cnidaria, Anthozoa, Malacalcyonacea, Plexauridae. The record is from the annotation of a GenBank genome assembly.
AUGAAAGAAAAGUUACAGAGGAGGAAAAGUCUUGACCGACGUAGACUGGAAGAGGCUUUUUUAUUGUAUGCUGUUCUGAAGGUGCACUUUGCAUAUGACUUAAAUGUUGAUCACAUUGAUCACGAUAGAAAUGUCUUGGUUCAGAAGGUGACUGAAACCUUUAGGGAACGGUUUCUGGAAAAAUGGAGUGGUAAGUUGUUUAGUAAACAGUAUGAUAGGACUGCAUAUUAAAGAUGAUUUCCACUCUGUUCUGCAUAUCAGCUGAGAUAUAAACAUUGCCCAUAUUUUGCAUCUUUCGAACUUUUUUGAAUUGAAACGUAGAGUUUAGUACAUUCAAUUACAAGCAUAGCCAAGCAGAGAAGUGUUAGAUAUUCAGUAUAUCAUAUUUUAGAAAUAUACAGUACUGUAGCAGUUCAAAACAUAAACAAAGUUUGCGCAUAUGCACGGGAGUGGACAUCAUCUUCAAAUUAUAUAGAUAUAAAAGUAUACAGUAUAGCUGCAUUUUAAAUAUUGACAGUUUAAAUUUACAGCUUCCAAAAAUGCAUAAAUUUACUCAUUUUCAGAAAUUAGAAGAUUUUGCCUGAAUGAGACAUGCUAAACCAAUUCUGUUUUUUUUAGUAAUUAGUAAAAACGUAUCUAUAUAGGUGUUUGGAGUUGGUUUGAUUCAGUUUUAUACAACAAUAUAUUAGGUAAAAAAUUCAAGUUAAAUUUAAAGUAGAACUAGAAGUUAGUACUGGUCACAAUUUGGGGCAGUAUCAAUUGUAAAGUUAAAUUUGUAUCCUUCAAAAAAAAUUGAAUUACAAAUUGGCAUAUAAAGUCAUUGUAGCACAGUUUGUAAACAUACCGGUAUAUAACAAAAUCUAAUUUUAUCUAUCUUAAUUCUAAUUCAGGACACAGGUGCAAGGUAAAAGGUUGUGGGUCGAUAAUAGUUUUGGAUGGCAACAUGAAAAACGCAAGAACUGUUUGCAGUUGCAAUAACGUUGGGGAGAUUAUAUUUGAUAGAAUUGGAAGUGUGCUUAUUGGUAAUAUAUUAUGCUUUACUUUAAACAGGAUGUUUUAAGACACUAUUUUAGUCUGUGUAAUGUCAUAAUAUUUGUGUAACACCAAUGAUUUUAGGCUACUUGUCAAGCGUAGAGUCUUGCACAGCAUAGAGGGUUAAAUUAACGAAUAAACAUGCAAAUAAGCUUCACUCAUGCAUGCAGUCAAUGUGCGGUAUAUAUAUAUAUAUAUUAUAAUGUCCUGUGCUAUUAGCCUAUUAAGAAUUUGAACUUGCAUUCCCUUUCGUUCAGUUUAGUUUGAAAUUAUGAAACACUUUUGCAUACUAACAGCUUUGAAUCAGAAAGGUUACUUGUUUUUAUUUUAAUGAACGUAACUGCCCCAUAUUCUUUUAGGUUGUCCAAACACACCUGGGAAGGGAAUCCGGUAUUGUCCAAGUCACGAGGGACUUGCAAGAAAAUAUGUAGAUGAUAAGAAUGCUAUGGAAAAUGAAGGGGGGAAAGGAUCGUCAACAGAUGAGGAUUUAAUGAUCAUUAAGAUACUAAGUAAUAAAUUGACAAGACAAGGAAAUUUUUGUGAGGUAAGAUGUUGCUUGCUUAGUUAUUUUGUGAAAUUUUCCACUGUGGAUUGAUGUACUGUAUGUUAUUAUGGACAAUAUUUUUGUUGUAAGUUACGUUCUGGUUUAUAAAUAUCAGCAAUGUUGGUACAGGCACAUUAAAAUUAUUGAAAACUUAAAUUUUUUCUAUAAAACUAUAGCUCCAACGAUAGUUAAAAUAUGAGUAUUAAACAUAAUUGUUACAGCAUUUGUUAAAAAUACAGUAUAAUUUAUUAAUGCCUAUGCAGCUAUGAAAAUUGUACUUCUGAACUAGAAAUACAAUAAUACAUGCAUGUAGCAAACCAAACGCCUAUAUGUUCUAAACAUUAAUUUAACAGCCACAGAGGAGAGAUAUACAGAGAGGAAACUGACACUCGAUAACCUUAAUAUUUGUGUCACGCUUUCCACAUGCCAUGCAAAAUUUCCCAGCCAGUGCCGUCGCUGAAAUUUAAUAGGAAAAGAUAGGGAAAACGACGUUUGUUUGUGCUCGUAUCCCAGCAGCUUUUCGCGCUUUAGCCUUUUCUGCUCGCUUUGCUCUGGGACAACUUUAAUCGUAUGCUUUCCUUUCCCUGGGUUUAAAUAGCCGGGCGGAAUUAGUAUUCUUGCCCUGGGGAUUAAUGUUAAACAUUUACUGUAGGUUGAAUGGUGCAAUGGUGUAACAUCAUGGAUAAAAGAAAGCAAUUUGCCGCCAAACCUUAGAGGUUUAAAAGUGAAAAAUGUUGUUAAAGUAGUAGAUGUUGUUGAAUUUGGAAAGAAGUUGCGUUUUUUAGUAAAGGAUGAGAAUUAUGAGAAAAAUAAUAACACCAAAAAAAUGCAAAAGUAAGUGGAAGGGAGUAGUAAAAAUGUUAAAGUUUUUUAUAGUUAGCAUAAUUAUUAAUUUUAACCAAUGUUUCUACAUUUCAGCAUGUUUCUGAUGACGGUUAGACUUUCAUACUCUGACACCUUUUAAAAUUACUCUGUGUACUCCAGCAGAAAACAAUUAUUAACAUAAAUUGUUAAUUGAUGUAUUUAGCAAUGGUUUUGGUAUUGCUGAUAAAGAAGAUGAUAUGGUUGAAGAAGGUAACGAGGGAGGAAGGAAGCUAGUGUGUGGAACCGCAAAAGAAAAGCACAAAGCCAAAAACCUGAAAACAGCUGGUAAGUGUGUAUCUACACCGGCCAGGCUUGAAAAAUAUGCCUGGCCACAGUGGGAUUGGAACCUACGACCUUUGGAAUACUAGCCCAAUGCUCUGCCAACUGAGCUAUGCGGUCAGGACGGUUCGAGUAUGUGAUAUUUCAGAACUGAUUCUAGUUCCAUCGAUAUUUAUUUCCAUGAUUAUUAGAUUACUUUACGAAGGAACUAGAAUCAGUUCUGAAAUAUCACAUACUGGAACCGUCCUGACCGCGUAGCUGAGUUAGGAGAGCGUUCGGCUAGCAUUCCAAAGGUGGUAGGUUCGAUUCCGACCGUGACCAGGCAUAUUUUUCAAGCUUGCCCGAUGUGGAUACACUCAGAGUAACAUCACAAACAUCAUAUUCACCUGAGUACACAACACCAACACAGAAAAAAGAUGGUAUUUCUGUUGAAAAGAAAGGUUUUAGUGACAUACACUGGAAUAUGUUUCUAUUUUACACAAAAGAGAAUGAUUUUUCAGGUUUAUUGGUUACGACGUAUUAUAUUUUGAUAUUUUUGCACAUUGUCAAGUGGAUAUAACAAAUCCUACAAGUUGAUUGGUCAAAUUUGACGUAUUAAGCUGUUAUAUUCACCUGCAGGUGAAUAGAACAAAACCGCGAAAUUUGCAGAAUGGCGCUAGCCGUUUUGUGGAAGAUAAAGAAAUAGCGAAAUUAAAAUAAAUUCACUUUCAGAAAACACAAAAUACGUAAAAAAAACUAAAACAAUGUUCGCCUCAUGCUAACGUAACAUAUUGAAUCACAUUAAUGAAUUAAUAAAAGUAUCAAACAAUUUGAUGUAACUAUUUUUUAGGUUGUCUUGCUUUUCAAUGGCCUUGCGGUAUUGUUAUAAGUAUUGCAGAAAUGUUUAACUGCGAGUCCAAGAGCCAGGUGUACGGAUAUUUACAUGAAAUAAUGCAGGAAGACAAUAUGUCAACAGUUCGUAAGUUAUGCUAAAAUAAAGUAUUAGCAAUAAUUGACGUUCAUAUGGCGUGAGGUGGAGGUCAAGGGUAUGUGUGAAGGGUAAAGGACAGCUUUUAUAUUAGAGGGCCAGCCAACCUCAAUAAAAGUGUCUCUAAAAUAUGCCAUUGAUGGCAUUUUUUGUUACAAGCUGGCAACUGGUGUUUUCGUAUAGCUUAGAUACUGGAGAAUAACGUUUGAUAGGUUGCCACCUCUGAUAUUGGCUUUGAAGAGAAAAAUUUUGAGAAUCUGGAAACUUUGCCUAUUAAAAUUGCUAUGCUCACUAAACUAUGAAAUUUGAAACCAACGUUCAGCUAAAAUCACCCAUAUAAUCAGAAAGUUCGGAAAGAAGUAGAUAUAGUGAAGUGAGAAGGGUGAAUUUAUAACCCUGUUUUGAGUUACAGGCACUUAAAGUUGCUAAAGAGCUGCUUUUUUGACGUCAUUCACCGCAUUUUACCUAUUUUUAAGUGUUCAUAACUCGAAUUUGGCUAAAUAAAUCGUAUUACUCGUUUAAAUGUCUUAUAUAUACUUUUUAUGCUCUUUCUAACGAUAUAAACGAUGCUAAUUUAAGAACUUCAAAUUUCACAUUUUUUGUGGAGUAUAAUAAUUUAAUAGACAAACUUUUCAAAUGCUUAAAUUUUUCUCUUCGUUCGUUAAAAUCAGAGGUAGCAACAUAUCAAACGUGACUCACCAGUGUUUAACCUGUAAGAAAACGCUUGUUGUUUGCUUGUAACAAAAAAUGCCAUCGACAGCCGUAUUUUGAUCGGCUGGCUGGCCGUCUAUAUUGUUUUAUAUUGCCUUUUAUAAUAGUCGGAGAACUCAUUUACAUCGUUGACAGCCAUUUUGUUGUUUGUUUUUUAUUUGACCUCAGUUAAAUGAUUGACCGCUACUUCAGUAAAAUAUCACGUGAUUGAUGCCAAGAAUAAGAACCCGUGUUUUGUCAAGGUGUCUAGAGAGGCUUAAACGUGAUAUGGUCACAGAGUCAUACGAUGGAAGAAGCCGUCACAAUAUUUUUCUGUGUACUGUAAAUGAAAUACGAAAAACAACUUUCCGGACUUGAUAGGACAGUCACGUUUUCAUGUCAAUACAAUUUAGGGAGUGUAUUUUAAUCCCUGGUCAUGAAAUCAUUUUUAAUUUUUACAUAGGAACAAUCUGUUACGAUGACGCGUGCCAUUUGUUGCGGUAUGCACAGAAUCCUAAGAGGUUAAACCUUACUGAUACUAGUAAGCGAAUUGGCGGAACGACAAUUGUGGUGGACAAGUUCCAUUUUAGGAACCAUGUGGAUGAGUGGUGUAAGAAGCAUUGCAAUCCAUACAAAUGUACGGAUUUGGACGAGGUAAACCAUUUUAUAUAA